AUGGAAAAGAAAAAAAAAAAAAAUAGUUUCUUGUUACAAGGUUAUUUUAAAAAAUCUUUAAAUUCAACAGAUAACAACAAUAAUAAUAAUAAUAAUAAUUAUUACCCAUAUGAUGAAAAUUCUCUUGUGAAAUUAACAAAUCCAUACAAUAUAACAACUGAUAAUGGUAAGAAACUAUUUUGUAGAAAUCCCCUUGGGUUAGUUUCUUAUUAUCGUUGUACGGAAGGAACUGCAAAUAUUUUAAGUGACACUUCAGGAUGUAAUAGAUUAGCCUAUAUAAAAAAUUAUGACCAGUCAGACCGAGUGUGGUACUACCAGUUUGAAAGGAACGAACUCAUAAUUAAUAAAGAUGAGAGAGGGAAACAAUUAAAUGGAAACUAUUGCAUAAAAUUAAGCGGGAAGUCAAAUUGUUAUAUAGAAAUCGAGUCUGAUAGUUGCCUAGAACUAUUAGGUGGAAAUUAUAGUAUGAAUGAAAAAAGUAUACUUAUAAAAAAAGAGAUUUUCAAAAACCUAACAAAUGAUAACAAUGAAGGUUUUACCUUUGAAAUGUGGAUAGGAAUACAUGAAUCCCUUUUUGACAAGAAAGGAGAGAAAAAAAAAAAAAAAAGUAAUAAAAAAAAAAAAAAAUAUGUACAAUCCAGUGAAGAUGAAAAUGAAGAUAACAAUGAAGAUGAUGAAGAAGAAUAUAGUAGUUAUAUAAAUUCUAAGGGUAAUAAAAAGAAAUGUAUAUGUUUAAUACAAAAGGGCAAAUCAUGUGAAUGGAAUAUUUGUCUCGUUAUUGAUAAUGAAAAAGAAGAAUGUUUCUUUGUUAUCAAUUUUAAAGAUAAGAAAUAUCAGUUUGAUACUUUUCCUAUAGCUCAUUUGAAGAGUGUUCUUAUAAAAAAACAUUAUUGGAUAAAUAUAUCGAUUAUAUUUAAUUUAACUAUUGAUUUAAUAUAUGUGAUAUUAUCAGGAGAUGAUAAUUAUUUUUUAAGAGUGAUUAAAAAUUCUUAUUUAAUAUUUUAUAACACUUUGUUAUAUCCCACAAAUUUCUUUAUUGAUAAUAAUAGGCAGUUACCCUUAUGUAUAGGAAUACAGCCCGAGGAGGGUGGUGGUCAUGAAAAUAAUAUAAUAGAAGAAAAGGGAUAUAAUAUUUCAAAUGAUAAGGGAAAAAAGAAGGAUGCUAAAAGCAUUACAGGGUUAGAAAAGGAGAAGAAACGUUAUGAUAAUAAUUAUGUAUACAUUUCUUUUUUAAUAACAGAGAUACGGUUAUACGUGUCUAGUCGUUCUGCUGAUUUGGUUAUGAAAGAAAAGAAGUCUGUUUUGAUGGGUGAUUUUGUUUAUGGCGAUAUGGGUAAUAGGAAAGAGAAGAAAGAGAAGAAAGAGAAGAAAAAGAAGAAGAAAUAUAAUACAAGCUCUGACAAAGAUGAAAGUGAAUCAUACGAAGAUAUUGAUAAUAAUAAUAAUAGUAAAAGUGGUGAUGAUAGUUAUGACCAGAGCGAUAAUAAUAUAAAUAAUAAUUAUAGUUCCAAUAGUGAGAAGAAAAAUGAAAACUUACAUUUAAAAAAGAAAAAGUAUGAAGAUAAUAAGAUACAAAUUAAAUAUAAGGGUUUGAAAAAACCAGUGGUUAUAAAUUCUCCAGAUGAAAAUUCCGAAAGUGACGAAAUGAAAAAAAUAUAUGAUAAGAAUGGGAAAGAGCUAGGUAGCAGAUCAUUGGAAAAAGGCAAAAACCGAACAAAAAACAAUAUUUAUAUUGACCAUGAGAAAAAAAAAGAUGACGAGAAAGAUAUAUUUUUUAAAUACAAUAAUGAUAUUGGAGGAGAAGAAAAAAAAAACAUUGCAGAUCGUUGUAGUGAGUUCAAUAUAGAAAUUGAAGAAAUGAAGAAGAGGUUUAGUAAAUUUAGUGAUGAGAUGAAAGAAAAGGAAAGAAAAAAGAAUUACAAAAAGGAGGAAAAAAGAAAGGUGAAUAAUAAUAAUAAUAUUAAUAUUAAUAAUAUUAGUAAUAGUAAUAGUAAUAGUAAAGAUUUUUUCCAGUUCGAUGGGGAAAAUUCAAAUGAUUUUACACCACAUUUUUCAAAUUCCAAAGGUUUGGAAGAGAAGGAUUUACCAGAUUCAUGUGAUGAUGAUUUUUUUGUAGGAAAUAAUAAAAAAAAAAAAGAUGUAAAUGUGACAUCUGAUAGUUCGUCUGAAGUUGAUGAAAUGAAAAAUAAGAAUAUAAAUAAAUAUACAAAUAAAUAUACAAAUAAAAGUAAAGAUGAUAUUAUAAAUAAUAACAAUUUUGUUAAUUUUGAUGAAAUAAAUCCUAAUGGAUCUUUUUAUUUCCAUUUUUCCGAUGAAAAGGAUAAAUCAAGUGGUGAGGAAAACAAAAGAAAUGAUGACUUUUAUUUCGGGAAAGGGGGAAAAGAUAACAGCAUGAAAGAUGUAUUUAGUAAUAAUAAAAAAGAAGAAAUAAAAUUAAAAGGUUCUACUAAUAUGUUUUCAGAUAAUAUAGAAAAGGGUGAUAGGUUAAUAUAUAAUAAUGAGAAUAAUAAAGAAAAUAAUAAAGAAAAAUAUAUAAAUUUCAUUGUGAACGAAUUUAAAGACAAAUUCGAACAUGAAUUUAUUGACAAGUUUGUUGAUACGAUUUCAUCGAAACUUAAUUUGAGUGACAAAGAGAGAAUGGAGUUAGUUGAAAAUAUUAAAAAUAGAGGAAAGGAAAAAACCGAAUUAACAUAUAAAGAUAUAGAUAAAACACAACAGUAUCAAAAUGAUGCUAGUUUGAAUUUAUUAUGGGGUGAUGAGAAAAAGAAUAAUAAAUAUGAUAUAGAUAUAGUAAAAGAGAAAUAUAAUGAGUUAAUAAAAAAAAAAGAAUAUUCAGAGCAAAAGAGUUUUUAUAAUGAAAUUAAAGAGGAACUUAAAAGGGUCAAACAAAAAACGGUUAUUGAAAAAGAGAUGGAUGAUUAUAUAAAACAAAACCAGUUAAUGAAUGAGUAUUAUUGUAAAAAAUAUAAGGAGUAUUAUGAUAGUGACAAAAGUUCAGAAGAUAUUAUAGGUGAUGAACAUGUGAAAGAUUAUAUAGAUGGAGAAGAUUAUAAAUGUGUGAAAGAGGAUUCAGGUGAGGAUUACAAAAUUGAAAAGGAUGAUUAUAAUAAAUGUGAUAAAGUUGGAGAUGGGUUAUAUUUGAAUUGGGAUAAUAAAAAAAUCAUACAUGUUAUUCCUAAUGAACAUGAAGAAACAGAUGGUUAUGUGGAUCAGAUAAAUUCGGAUGGUAGUAAUUCUGUUGUUAAUAUAAAAUAUGAAAAAAAGUCAGACGUGAGUGAUUUUACAUUUAAUAAGUAUAAAAAUGUGUUAGAUGAAGAGGAGGAAGAGAACAAACAACAUUUUAAAAAAAAUUUAAAAAAAAAAAAUAAAAUAGAUGAUGAACCAUUUGAAAAAAAUGUAUAUAAUAAGGAAGAAAGAAAGUGUAUACAUAAAGAUGUUUUUCCAUGUAGUGAGAAUGAUUCGUCUAUUAUAUAUCAUAAAGAUGAACUUGUUUCAGAAUAUUCAAAUGCUAUUAUAUCAAAAGAGGAUGAUAGUUAUCAAAGAAGUUAUUAUGAUGAGACAUAUGAUAAAAUGAAUAAAGAAGAAGAAAUGAAUGUAGGAAAGAAAUAUUAUAAAUAUAUUUGUCCUUUAACUCCUUAUGAAAUAUAUAUUAUAGAGAAAUUUUAUAAGCAUGGAAUAAAAGAAGAAUUAAAAGAAUUUAGAAAUAAAAAUUAUAUGUCAUCAUGUAAUAAUAAUAAUAGUAAUAUGUCAAGAAAUCCAAUAAAUAUAACAUAUAUUAAAUAUAAAAUAUGCUUAAUGAAAUCUUUGCUUAAUAUUAGUUUAAAGUAUAUUCAAGAGAAAAAAUAUACAAAAGCAUUAAAAGUAUGUAUACGUAAUAGUGAUUAUAUAAAAAAUUUUGUUAGAAGUUAUUGUAUUUUAAAAUAUAAGAAAUUAAAAGAUAAUUAUAAGUAUGUUGAUUUUUAUUUAAAUUUGGAUAGUUCAGAAAUAACUAUGGAUGAAUUAAAAAAUGUAUUAAAAACGAAUGUAAGGAAUAUAACAAUAUGUAAAAUUUUAUUAAUGAUAAAUGAAUAUAAACAUUAUAGAUAUAUUGAGAAUUCAUCACUUAUAUUAAUAUUAUAUUCUAUAUUAUGUCGUAUUGUAGUAAAUACAAAGCUAUUACAAUAUGUUUUAAGGAAAUUUAUAAAACGUUUGUUUGUUCGAGGAUGUUUAUUUUAUGUUCAAAAGAUGUGUGAAUUUUAUUUUUUGUUAUUUCCUUAUGAAGAUAAAGGGAAAUAUGAAUCUUUUAAAACGAAAGGUAUAAAAAAAGAAAAUGCACAAGAUAAUAAUAAAAUGUUAUUGAACCAGAUAUAUGAGCUUUCAAAAAACAAUUUUCUUAUAUAUUCCACAUGUUAUAAGAGUCAUAAAUUUGCUCAAAUAAAUAAUUAUCAAUUAAAUUUUGAAAAAUGUAUAUCAUAUUUUUCUCCUGAGUGGGGAUAUUAUAUAUACACGACAAGUAAUUUUAAUAUUUUUUCUUCAACAGUAAAAUUUAAUGGUUUUUUAAAAAGUUCGUCCAUAGACUUUUCAUUAAUAUCAGAGGAGAAGUAUGAAUCAUUGUUUGAUGACCCUUCGAUGGUUAUUCGAUAUGAUGUAAAUAGUGACGAGACAAAAAUGUUUUGUAAUAAUAUGUUGAAGGGGGGUGAUCCUGAGGGUGCUCAAAAAUCGGUGCCUUUUGUGGGUGACGAGUUAUUGAUAGAAAAUAAGGAUAAUAUUAAAAGUGAAGGUGAUGAUAUUAAAAAUGAGGGUGAUAAUAAAAUUGAAGGUGAUAAUAAAAGUGAAGGUGAUAAUAAAAUUGAAGGUGAUAAUAAAAGUGAAGGUGAUAAUAAAAGUGAAGGUGAUAUUAAAAAUGAUGAUACUUUUAAAAAUGGUGAUACUAUUAAAAAUGAUGGUGAUGAUAAUUUAGAAUGUGACCCGUUCAACUUUGAAAAUCGUAAUAAUUCUAUUGUUCUGCAUGGCAGUAGUAUAGAAGAUGGGAAUAAACUUUUAUCAUCAGAACCGACGACUUCAAAUAAAAUAAAAUGUGCACUAGAAGAUAUAUCAUCUAAGAAUGAUUGUUUACAUGUAUAUUUAUUAAAUUAUGAAAAAAAAAAAAGAAAUUAUUACAUUAUCGAUGAAAAUUUAAAACGUAUUCAAUUUAGUAGGAACAAAACGAAUUACCAUUUAGAAACGUUUUAUGAGCUUCAUAAUAAUGAUAAAAAUAAUGAAAAUAAUAAUAGAAGAAAUAAAUUAGAAGAUAAUGUUAUGAGUAAAAUUAAUCGUGAUGCAUAUUUAAAUUCAUCGAAAUAUGCAUAUAAAAAUACCCAACUAUUAGGAAGUUGCCCAUAUUGUAAACAUGCUUUUAAUUUUUUUACAAGAACAUGUAACAUAUGUCAAAGAUAUGUUCAUAUAUGUUAUUAUCUUUUUAUUUAUUGUACUUAUAAAUACCACUGCGAGUUGUGUGAUGCAACAUAUUCAGAAAAG
Plasmodium gaboni is the source of this 5496-nucleotide messenger RNA. RefSeq lists its product as hypothetical. The record is from RefSeq and is a predicted model, not a curated record. The transcript is spliced from 2 exons. The annotation marks the transcript as partial. Lineage: Eukaryota; Apicomplexa; Aconoidasida; Haemosporida; Plasmodiidae.